This is a messenger RNA of Phodopus roborovskii (desert hamster), 1991 nucleotides long. RefSeq names its product acyl-CoA dehydrogenase medium chain (gene Acadm). Gene Ontology annotation, molecular function: medium-chain fatty acyl-CoA dehydrogenase activity; flavin adenine dinucleotide binding. The record is from RefSeq and is a predicted model, not a curated record. The coding region runs from base 29 to 1294 and encodes 421 amino acids. Lineage: Eukaryota; Metazoa; Chordata; Mammalia; Rodentia; Cricetidae. Gene Ontology annotation, cellular component: mitochondrion. The transcript has 12 exons. Gene Ontology annotation, biological process: medium-chain fatty acid catabolic process; fatty acid beta-oxidation.
GUCGGACCCGGCCGAGCGAGGAGUCAGCAUGGCUGCGGCGUUCCGCAGAGGCUGCGGGAUCCUAAGAAGUCUUCCUCACUUUGAGUGGCGAGCCCAACACACGAAGGCGUCUCUCAAGCAGGAGCCGGGAUUGGGCUUUAAUUUUGAGCUGACUGAACAGCAGAAAGAAUUUCAAACAACAGCUCGGAAGUUUGCCAGAGAGGAAAUAAUCCCAGUCGCUGCGGAAUAUGACAGGACCGGAGAAUACCCGUUCCCGCUAAUUAAAAGAGCCUGGGAACUUGGCUUGAUCAAUGCACACAUUCCGGAGAACUGUGGCGGUCUUGGACUGGGGACUUUUGAUGCUUGUUUGAUUACCGAAGAGUUGGCGUAUGGAUGUACAGGGGUGCAAACUGCCAUUGAAGCAAACUCGCUGGGGCAAAUGCCUGUGAUUCUUGCUGGAAAUGACCAACAAAAGAAGAAGUAUUUGGGGAGAAUGACAGAGCAGCCAAUGAUGUGUGCCUACUGUGUUACAGAGCCCUCAGCAGGCUCUGACGUGGCUGGUAUUAAGACCAGAGCAGAAAAGAAGGGUGAUGAAUAUAUCAUCAAUGGCCAGAAGAUGUGGAUAACCAACGGAGGGAAGGCAAACUGGUAUUUUUUAUUGGCACGUUCUGACCCGGAUCCUAAAGUGCCUCCUAGUAAAGCCUUUACUGGAUUCAUUGUGGAAGCUGACACGCCAGGAAUACAUAUUGGAAAAAAGGAAUUAAACAUGGGCCAGCGGUGCUCUGAUACGAGAGGAAUCUCCUUUGAAGAUGUCAGAGUGCCUAAGGAAAAUGUCUUGAUCGCUGAAGGAGCUGGCUUCAAGAUUGCAAUGGGGGCUUUCGAUAGGACCAGACCUACAGUUGCAGCUGGCGCUGUCGGGCUAGCCCAGAGAGCUCUGGACGAAGCUACAAAGUAUGCCCUGGAGAGGAAAACGUUUGGAAAGCUGCUAGUAGAGCACCAAGCAGUUUCAUUUCUGCUGGCAGAAAUGGCGAUGAAGGUUGAACUCGCCAGACUCAGUUACCAGAGAGCAGCGUGGGAGGUUGACUCUGGCCGCCGGAACACAUACUAUGCCUCCAUUGCAAAGGCUUUCGCUGGAGACAUUGCCAAUCAGUUAGCUGCUGAUGCCGUGCAGAUUUUUGGAGGCUAUGGAUUCAACACAGAAUACCCUGUGGAGAAACUGAUGAGGGAUGCCAAGAUCUACCAGAUUUAUGAAGGCACUGCACAGAUCCAGAGGCUGAUCAUAGCCCGUGAGCACAUUGGGAAGUUUAAAAACUGAAGGAUUCAGAGGCUCAUCAUAGCCCGAGAGCACACUGGGAAGUUUAACAAUUAAAGAAAAUCACUAUUGGAAAGAUGCUUCAUCCUCGUGCGACUAAAUCUCAAGGCACUGUUUAUACUUAAAAGAAAAAGGGCUUUAUCAUCUUUCCAAGAAAACACAAUAAAAAAUGAGUAACACAAAUCUGUGCAGUUUAUUCCAAUGGUGGAAUGGUACCUCUGCUGAACUCCCAACUCAGCAAUGUGCUUUUUUUGUUUGUUUGUUUUUGUUUUAUUUUUUUUUAACCAUGGUUUCAGGAUAAAUUUAUUGGAAAAAUGAGUUCUCCUUAGUACCCCUGCCCCUGGAUGAUGUUUGCUCUGUGAUAAGUUAACCACAGUUGAAGAAAUACACUGGAGUUUUAAUGUUCAUUCAAGUGUCAGGAAAGGAAGCUUAUUCAGAAAGAACUCCGUGAAGAGUCUAAAAUAUACAUUGAAAACAUGGUAGACUUGGAUCUAUCGGAUUCCAAAGACUUAACAGUAUUUCUGAACUAAAGUGUUAAUUUUAUAAUUCUGAAUAUAUUUACUUCAUUUUGCACAAGAGUCAAAAAAUUAUAUUCUUUUUUUUUCCAUUAUAAAACUGUAAGAAGUUUCUGGGAAAUCUUAAUAAUGAACCAACAUUUCACUUGUUUCUUUUAAAAUAAUUCAAUAAAGCUAACCUUAAG